GGUUGGCCAAAUUCUCUCUUUUGAGGCGCCGCGCCAGGGCGGUGGUGAGCGCCCUGCAUGCGCGCGCCUUCCUCGAUUUCUGGUGUCGCCGCUUGAUCCAUCCCAGCUCCCCUUCCCCAAUUGCUCGCUCCCUCCAUCGAUCCUACAAUCCGAUCGCGCCCCUAUCUGAUCGAUCGAUCCCAAAAUCCUUUGUAUCGUCAUGCUGGCGCCGGGGGAAAUGUUGCUCAUAGCUCGCGAGUGCCCCGCCAGCGGCUGCUCGCAGUGGAUUUUUAGGUAUCUCAAGGAUUGCGUGUGCGAUGUGAAAGAUGGAGUCUCCUUCUCGCUGGGGCUGAUCAGCGUUUUGAGCUGGGGCAUUGCCGAGGUCCCCCAGAUCAUCACGAAUUACAAGGAGAAAUCCACCGAGGGUGUCUCGCUUGUCUUUCUCAUGACUUGGGUCGUUGGGGAUUUUUUCAAUAUCGCGGGGUGUCUACUCGAGCCAGCAACUCUCCCAACGCAAUUCUACAUGGCACUGCUUUACACCUUGACAACGCUCGUCCUCGUCGCUCAAACAAUCUAUUACGGACAGAUCGCCAAACGCCACAGGCCUGACUCACCCUCCAUCGAAGAGCCCUUGAUCCCUCCAGAGAAACAGGCAAGGCGAGCGCAAGAGACACCGGUGACCCCCGUGACGAGCCAGCCGAUAUCUUCCAUAAGCGUUCCAAGCCCGAGUCCUCGACAGUUCUACUACACAUCUGCGAGAUCCUUGACGCGAAGCCACACACCCACAGCUGGUUCUUAUCUAUCCACCUCAGGUGUUAAGAGAGGGGACUACUUAUCUUCUCAUCCAUCUCUGUCGAAUCUCCAAGCUGUCGAGGCCCAGAUUGUUGCCGCGUCGCAUCUGGGAAAAUCAGAGCCCAGGAUGAUCAGAUCAGUGGCUGCUAGUUUGAUGAUGUUUGGUGGCUAUGCAUUACACUCUCGUUGGGAGUCGCAAGCUAGGUCCUCGUCUGGUGGUCAUGUCGUCUUCAGCAGCGCGAGACGCCUCCUGCAGGACUCUGGAAGUCACAGUAGAGCUGGAGAGAUGCUCGGGUGGGGAAUGGCCGCGAUUUACAUGGGUGGAAGGGUACCUCAAAUCUGGCUCAAUAUUACGAGAGGAACAGUGGAGGGUCUCAAUCCGAUGAUGUUCUUCUGCGCGCUAAUGGGAAAUGCUACAUACGUUGGAAGCAUCCUCGUCCGGAGCACGGAUUGGACCAAGUUGAAGCCCAACAUGCCAUGGCUGGUGGACGCUGCUGUUUGCGUUAUUCUGGAUUUUUUCAUUCUUGCGCAAUUUUGCUACUACCACCGCUUCGUGACAAAGUGUAACAGCCAGAACAGUGGCUCCGAGGAAGGGCUUGUAGAGAAACAGAAUGUUUGAUAGAGCGAGAGCUUCGUUUUAGGAAGAUCAAUUGGAGAUUCUCAAUGUUUUAUAAAGGUUGAAUAUUUUCAACGAUUUGCUAAAGGUUGUAUGUUU
Messenger RNA from Selaginella moellendorffii, 1486 nucleotides. RefSeq lists its product as uncharacterized. Bases 200 to 1390 code for a protein of 396 amino acids. The transcript is spliced from 12 exons. The record is from RefSeq and is a predicted model, not a curated record. Lineage: Eukaryota; Viridiplantae; Streptophyta; Lycopodiopsida; Selaginellales; Selaginellaceae.